Messenger RNA from Ostertagia ostertagi, 633 nucleotides. The record is from the annotation of a GenBank genome assembly. NCBI's taxonomy places the organism in Eukaryota, Metazoa, Nematoda, Chromadorea, Rhabditida, Trichostrongylidae.
UUCCUUUGUGUUUACAAUUUAGUCAAGGGACUUACAACUACCUGUGCAACAGUGGAUGACACUCUUCUGCAAGAUGUUUUGCAGGCUCACGGGAUUUGUGUGCACGACCACGCAGUUGAGUUUCGAGCUGGCGACUCGGCGAUAGCUGCGGUCGCGUGGAUGAUCAUUUUCGGUGAUGGCUUUCAUAACUUCAUCGAUGGUAUUUCGAUUGGUGCGUCGUUUGCGGAGUCGAUGAAUGCCGGACUGUCGGUUUCGCUCGCUGUCCUUGCUGAAGAAUUUCCACAUGAGUUAGGUGAUGUAGCUAUCCUUGUCGCAUCCGGCAUGAAUCUUCGUCAAGCUCUUCUGUACAACCUCCUUAGUGCCGUGACGUGCUAUAUCGGUUUUGCAAUCGGUGUUGGUAUCGGUGAAUUGGGUCCUGAUAUUUCGAAAUACGCGUUUGCUUUGGCUGGUGGAAUGUUCCUGUACAUAUCGCUGGGUUGUAUGAUGCCAGAGAUGAAGAAGGCAAUGGAGGAGGCACUGAAUGUGUCGUUACGUCGCGGCGCGUACGUGCUGUUCCUGCAGUCGGUUGGCUUGUUCACCGGUUUGUUCUUGAUGUACUUCAUGGCAAGAUAUGGCGAGGAUUUCUCCAUUUGA